Messenger RNA from Euleptes europaea (tarantolino), 5146 nucleotides. RefSeq names its product neurexin 3 (gene NRXN3). Bases 19 to 5145 code for a protein of 1708 amino acids. Lineage: Eukaryota; Metazoa; Chordata; Lepidosauria; Squamata; Sphaerodactylidae. The transcript has 23 exons. The record is from RefSeq and is a predicted model, not a curated record.
AAGCAUCUUCUUUCAAACAUGGGCUUUACUCUCCACUCUGCCUCUUUCACCCUGAAGGUGAGCUUAUUACUGGGCUCUUUUCUUAGCCUGUGUCUCGGGCUCGAGUUUGUGGGUGUCCCCAAUCAGUGGGCGCGUUACCUCCGCUGGGAUGCCAGCACCAGGAGUGACCUCAGCUUUCAACUGAAGACCAACGUCUCAGCUGGAUUGCUCCUCUACUUUGAUGAUGGUGGUGUCUGCGACUUCCUCUGUUUGUCCCUGGUGGAUGGACGUAUUCAGCUCCGAUUCAGUGUGGACUGUGCUGAGGCCACAGUUGUCACAGAUAAGCAAGUCAACGACAGCAACCUACACUUCCUGAUGGUCAGUCGCAACCACCUCCGGACAGUUCUUGUGCUGGACGGUGAAGCCAAGCCUGGAGAGGUGCGCCCUCAGCGCCAAUACAUGAAUAUUGUCAGUGACCUCUUUGUGGGAGGCGUCCCGUCAGACAUCCGUCCUGCAGCCUUGACCCUUGAUAGUGUCCUGGGUGAUCCACCAUUUAAAGGAUUUAUCGUGGACCUGAAGUAUGGCAGUUCAGAACCCCAGCUUCUGGGCCACCAAGGCGUCCGCCUGGACAUGGAAGGGCUAUGUACAGAGAACCCUUGUGAGAAUGGUGGAAAUUGCUUCCUUCUGGAUGGCGAGCCACAGUGUGAUUGCUCAGCCACUGGAUACAUUGGGAGAUUCUGUUCUGAAGAUGCCAAUCGUGUUCCAGGACUUUCACACCUGAUGAUGGGUGAACAAGCGAGAGAGGAGAAUGUAGCCACGUUCCGUGGGUCUGAAUACCUGUGCUAUGACCUCUCCCAGAACCCCAUCCAAAGCAGCAGUGAUGAGAUCACCCUGUCCUUCAAGACAUGGCAGCGCAACGGGCUUAUCCUGCACACGGGCAAGUCAGCCGAUUAUGUCAACUUGGCUCUGAAAGACGGCGCGGUCUCGUUGAUCAUUAACCUGGGGUCGGGAGCCUUCGAGGCCAUUGUGGAGCCAGUCAGUGAUCGUGGCAAAUUUAACGACAACAUCUGGCAUGAAGUUAAAGUGACCCGCAACCUGCGGCAGCACUCAGGCAUUGGACACGCUAUGGUGACAAUCUCUGUGGAUGGAAUCCUCACAACCACGGGCUACACACAAGAGGACUACACCAUGCUAGGCUCAGAUGACUUCUUCUACGUAGGUGGGAGCCCCAGUACAGCCGAUCUACCUGGUUCUCCUAUCAGCAACAACUUCAUGGGCUGCCUCAAAGAGGUUGUUUAUAAGAAUAAUGACAUCCGUCUGGAGCUGUCUCGCUUGGCAAGGAUUGGUGACACAAAGAUGAAAAUCUAUGGAGAUGUGAAGUUCACAUGUGAGAAUGUGGCCACACUGGACCCCAUCAACUUUGAGACACCUGAGGCCUACAUUAGCCUGCCUAAAUGGAACACUAAACGAAUGGGUUCCAUCUCCUUUGACUUCCUCACCACAGAGCCUAAUGGCCUCAUACUCUUUACUCAUGGCAAACCCCAGGAGAGAAAGGAUUCCCGGAGCCAGAAGAAUACCAAAGUGGAUUUUUUUGCUGUGGAACUCUUAGAUGGGAACCUCUACCUUCUCCUUGACAUGGGCUCUGGAACUGUCAAAGUGAAGGCCACUCAGAGGAAAGCAAACGAUGGAGAAUGGUACCAUGUUGAUAUCCAGAGAGAUGGCAGAUCAGGUACCAUAUCAGUGAACAGCAGACGGACACCAUUCACUGCUAGCGGAGAGAGCGAAAUUCUGGAUCUAGAAGGGGACAUGUACCUGGGGGGCCUGCCUGAAAAUCGGGCAGGCCUCGUGCUUCCGACUGAACUCUGGACUGCCAUGCUGAAUUAUGGCUAUGUGGGCUGCAUCCGAGACCUCUUCAUCGAUGGGAGGAGCAAGAACAUCCGGCAGCUGGCAGAGCAGCAGAAUGCUGCCGGGGUCAAAUCUUCCUGCUCGCGGCUGAACACCAAGCACUGUGACAGCUACCCCUGUAAGAACAACGCUGUCUGUAAGGAUGGCUGGAAUCGCUUCAUCUGUGACUGUACCGGGACUGGCUACUGGGGGAGAACAUGUGAGCGGGAGGCUUCCAUCCUGAGCUAUGACGGCAGCAUGUUUAUGAAGAUCGUUAUGCCUAUGGUCAUGCACACAGAGGCAGAGGAUGUGUCCUUCCGCUUCAUGUCCCAACGAGCUUAUGGGCUGCUAAUGGCCACCACGUCACGUGAUUCAGCCGAUACCCUGCGCCUAGAGCUAGAUGGAGGCCGUGUCAAACUCAUGGUCAACCUAGACUGUAUCAGGAUAAACUGUAACGCCAGCAAAGGACCGGAGACCCUUUACGCUGGGCAGAAACUCAAUGACAACGAGUGGCACACAGUCCGUGUGGUGCGCCGAGGAAAGUCUCUCAAACUGACUGUGGAUGAUGAUGUGGCUGAAGGUACAAUGGUUGGUGACCACACCCGCUUGGAGUUCCACAAUAUUGAGACUGGGAUAAUGACAGAGAAACGUUAUAUCUCGGUCAUUCCAUCCAGCUUCAUUGGUCACCUUCAGAGCCUCAUGUUCAAUGGCCUUCUCUACAUCGACCUGUGCAAGAAUGGCGACAUUGACUACUGCGAACUGAAAGCCCGCUUCGGGCUUCGCAAUAUCAUUGCUGAUCCAGUGACCUUCAAGACCAAGAGCAGUUACUUGAGCUUGGCAACAUUGCAAGCCUACACCUCCAUGCACCUCUUCUUCCAGUUCAAGACAACCUCUGCAGACGGCUUCAUCCUUUUCAACAGUGGAGAUGGAAAUGAUUUCAUUGCUGUUGAAUUGGUCAAAGGGUACAUACAUUACGUGUUUGACCUUGGGAAUGGACCUAAUGUCAUUAAGGGUAAUAGCGAUCGGCCUUUGAAUGACAAUCAGUGGCAUAAUGUCGUCAUCACCCGAGACAACAGCAACACCCACAGCCUAAAAGUGGAUACCAGGAUUGUUACUCAGGUUAUCAAUGGUGCCAAAAAUCUUGAUCUUAAGGGUGAUCUUUAUAUUGCUGGCCUGUCUCAAGGAAUGUACAGCAACCUUCCAAAGUUGGUGGCCUCCCGUGAUGGGUUUCAGGGCUGCCUGGCAUCAGUGGACUUGAAUGGCCGUCUGCCAGAUUUGAUCAAUGAUGCUCUACACCGCAGUGGGCAGAUCGAGCGUGGAUGUGAAGUUGAGUUGACCAAAGCUGACCUGCAAGGACCAAGCACCACCUGCCAAGAAGAUUCCUGUGCCAACCAAGGCAUCUGCAUCCAGCUGUGGGAAGGCUUCACUUGCGACUGUAAUAUGACAUCAUACUCUGGGAGUCAAUGCAAUGACCCUGGUGCCACAUAUAUCUUUGGGAAAAGUGGAGGCCUCAUCGUAUAUACCUGGCCAGCGAAUGACAGACCCAGCACAAGGACAGACCGCCUUGCAGUAGGGUUCAGCACAACAGUGAAGGAUGGUAUCUUGGUUCGGAUUGACAGCGCUCCUGGCCUUACUGACUUUCUGCAGCUCCACAUAGAGCAAGGCAAGAUCGGUGUGGUCUUUAACAUUGGCACUGUAGAUAUCUCCAUCAAAGAAGAGAGCACCCCUGUGAAUGAUGGCAAAUACCAUGUUGUGCGAUUUACACGAAAUGGUGGCAAUGCAACGCUUCAGGUGGACGGCUGGCCAGUGAACGAACACUAUCCUUCAGGCAACACUGAUACUGCGUUCCAAUUGGUUAAACCGAAAAUCCCCUUCAAAUAUAACCGGCCCGUAGAGGAAUGGCUACAGGAAAAAGAUGAUGCAACACCGCAUCACCACUUGACUUCGAGACCCGCCACGACGACCAAAAUUGGACGACAGUUAACGAUCUUCAACACCCAGGCGAAAAUAGCCAUUGGAGGAAAAGACAGAGGGCGUCUCUUCCAAGGCCAGCUCUCCGGUCUCUAUUACAAUGGCUUGAAAGUGUUGAACAUGGCAGCAGAGAACAACCCCAACAUCAAGAUCAAUGGGAGCGUCCGGCUUGUCGGAGAAGUACCAUCCAUCGUGGGAACAGCACCCACCACCUCCAUGCCCCCAGAGAUGUCAACCACAGUCAUGGAAACCACCACUACUAUGGCCACAACCACAACCCGAAAAAACCGUUCCACUCCCACCAUUCAGACAACAGAUGAUCUCGUUUCAUCAGCAGAAUGUUCCAACGAUGACGAAGACCUCAUUGAAUGUGAGCAGAGUGUAGGAGGUGAAUUAGUUAUCCCUCUUCUUGUAGAAGACCCUUUAGAUAUCCCUUCUAUUGCUACUCGUGCACCUUUCAUUACACUCCCCACUACCUUCCGCCCCCUCCUCACCAUUAUUGAGACCACCAAAGAUUCCCUGUCCAUGACCUCUGAGGCGGGGUUACCUUGCUUGUCGGACCAAGGCAGCGAUGGUUGUGAUGAUGAUGGCUUGGUGAUAUCUGGGUAUGGCUCAGGGGAAACCUUUGACUCUAACCUACCCCCUACUGAUGAUGAAGAUUUUUACACCACCUUCUCCUUGGUAACAGAUAAGAGUCUUUCCACUUCAAUCUUCGAAGGUGGCUACAAAGCACAUGCACCCAAGUGGGAAUCCAAGGACUUUAGACCUAACAAAGCCUCCGAAACUGGUAGGACUACUACCACAUCUUUGUCCCCUGAGCUGAUCCGCUCCACAGCUUCGUCCUCGACUGGGAUGGUGCCCAAAUUGCCAGCCGGCAAUAUGAAUAACCGUGACCUCAAACCCCAGCCUGACAUAGUCUUGCUUCCGUUGCCCACUGCCUAUGAGCUAGACAGCACAAAACUGAAGAGCCCGCUAAUAACUUCCCCCAUGUUCCGUAAUGUGCCCACAGCAAACCCCACGGAGCCGGGAAUCAGACGGGUUCCGGGGGCCUCAGAGGUGGUCCGUGAGUCGAGCAGCACAACGGGGAUGGUCGUCGGCAUUGUGGCUGCUGCCGCCCUCUGCAUCCUGAUCCUCCUGUACGCCAUGUACAAGUACAGGAACAGGGACGAGGGGUCCUAUCAGGUGGAUGAGACGCGGAACUACAUCAGCAACUCGGCCCAGAGCAACGGCACGCUCAUGAAGGAGAAGCAGCAGAGCACAAAGAGCGGCCACAAGAAACAGAAAAACAAGGACAAAGAAUAUUACGUGUAAA